UUAAUUAGGUUAUGGAAAAUGACGUCAAGGUCGCGGAGAAAGUGGAGGAAGCUGACCGCCUUCUUCCUCCUCCCCAGUCUCUUCCCUCUAAUUCCGACGAGGAAGAAUCCGAAUCCGAAUCAGAGGCCGCGUUCGAAUCUCGUGACAAGAUCGUGAUCGUCGAUUUCGAAUCAGCCGGCGAUCCCGCCGCAGCACCUCCUUUCUCGUGGCGGAAACUGUGGCUGUUCACCGGCCCUGGCUUCCUGAUGAGCAUAGCCUUCUUAGAUCCAGGGAAUCUAGAAGGAGAUCUGCAAGCUGGUGCCAUCGCUGGCUACUCUCUCCUAUGGCUCCUAAUGUGGGCCACCGCUAUGGGGUUACUGAUUCAGAUGCUCUCCGCUAGAGUCGGUGUCGCCACCGGUCGACAUCUGGCUGAGCUCUGCCGCGACGAGUAUCCGGCUUGGGCGAGGUAUGUGCUUUGGUCUAUGGCUGAGCUCGCUCUGAUCGGAGCUGAUAUUCAAGAGGUCAUCGGUAGAGGUGUCAACUGGGCGGACUGACCAUGGGCUAGUCCAGUCAAAUUCAUUUUGAGCGGGUUAUAGAUGUGCUCAAUUAAUAAAUGGUCCAACUGGACAAAAAACCAAUUAGUACAUGGUCCAGUUGGGCGAAGACCAAAUGGACAAUGGGUGUCCAUGGGCUUCAUAAAACAUAAUUUCAUGAGUUUAAUAAAAAAAACAUAACUUUACAAUAUAACCCAAAAAAAACAGUUUUAUCGUUAAAAUAAAAAAUUAACGAUUUUGACGGAAAACAUAAUUUCACAAUUUUGACGGAAAAAUUAAUUUCAUAAAUUUGGCGGGAAAAUUUAAUUUUUCGGUUUUGGCGGAAAACGCAAUUUCCCGGGUUUGGCGGAAAAACCCAAUUUCUCGGUUUUGGCGAAAAACGCAAUUUCUCGGUUUUGGCGGAAAAAAACAUAAUUUCUCGGUUUUGGCGGGAAAAUAAAAUUUCUCGGUUUUGGCGGGAAAAAGUAAUUUCUCAAUUUUGGCGGAAAACGCAAUUUCUCGGUUUUCGCAAGAAAACGCAAUUUCUCGGUUUUGGCGGAAAAAAACAUAAUUUCUCGGUUUUGGCGGGAAAAUAUAAUUUCUCGGUUUUGACGAGAAAAUGUAAUUUCUCAAUUUUGGCGGAAAACGCAAUUUCUCGGUUUUCGCAAGAAAACGUAAUUUCUCGGUUUUGGCGGAAAAAUAAAAAAAAAUUCGGUUUUGGCGAAAAAACGCGAUUUGACGGUUUUUACGGAAAAAUGAAUUUUUUCGAUUUUGAGAGGAAAACAUAGUUUUACAGUUUCGACAAGAAAAAAAUUACUUUUAUAAUUUUAGAAAGUAAAAAUAAUUUCAAAAUUUUAGAAAUAAAAUCUAAACUAAUAAUUAAAAAAUAAUUAUAAAUAUUAUUGGGUGUCCAUGGGCAUGCCCAUUUGGACAUGGUCUUUAAUUGGUCUUGGAUAUUUGUUGGACCAUUGUCCAAUAUGGACCACCCAUUACUGCUCAAAACUGAAAUGGUCCAAAUGGUCAUGCCCAAUUGGGCCAUGGACGGACCAUUUGACAGCUCUAGUCAUCGGUAGUGCAAUAGCGAUUCAGAUUCUUAGCCGUGGCGUCUUGCCUCUCUGGGCCGCUGUUGUCAUUACGGCGUCGGAUUGUUUUUUAUUUUUGUUUCUAGAGAAUUAUGGUGUGAGGAAGUUAGAAGCUGUUUUUGCAGUUUUGAUUGCAACUAUGGGUUUGUCUUUUGCUUGGAUGUUUGGUGAAACCAAGCCAAGUGGAAAAGAAAUUAUGAUAGGUAUUUUACUUCCAAGACUUAGCUCAAAGACGAUUAGACAAGCUGUAGGUGUUGUUGAAUGUGUCAUAAUGCCUCACAACGUGUUCUUGCAUUCGGCUCUUGUACAGUCGAGGCAAAUAGACCCGAAGAGGAAAUCACGGGUCCAGGAGGCGCUAAAUUACUAUUUGAUCGAGUCAUCUCUCGCGCUCUUCAUCUCUUUCAUGAUCAACUUGUUUGUGACUACUGUCUUUGCAAAAGGGUUUUACGGAACCGAGAAAGCUAAUAACAUUGGCUUAGUUAAUGCUGGUCAGUAUCUUCAAGAGAAGUUUGGAGGUGGGCUUCUUCCGAUUCUCUAUAUCUGGGGAAUAGGGCUGUUAGCAGCCGGACAAAGCAGUACGAUAACCGGUACAUAUGCUGGACAGUUUAUAAUGGGAGGGUUUCUGAACCUUCGCCUUAAGAAAUGGAUGAGGGCAGUGAUAACAAGAAGCUGUGCUAUUGUGCCGACCAUGAUUGUAGCAAUCGUGUUCAACACUUCUGAAGCUUCGUUGGAUGUUUUGAAUGAAUGGCUCAAUGUGCUUCAGUCUGUACAGAUUCCUUUUGCUCUUCUCCCUCUUCUAACUUUGGUAUCUAAAGAAGAAGUUAUGGGAGACUUCAAGAUUGGACCUAUUCUCCAGAGAAUAGCUUGGACUGUGGCUGCACUUGUAAUGAUCAUCAAUGGGUACCUUCUGUUGGAUUUCUUUGUAUCAGAAGUGAACGGGUUUAUGUUUGGAGUUACGGUCUGCGUCUGGACAACCGCUUAUGUUGCCUUUAUAGUCUACCUCAUUUCACACAGCAACUUUAUUCCUUCUCCUUGGUCUUCUUCCUCUUCCAUAGAACUUCCCAAAAGAGUGACAGUUUCCAAUAGCUAGCUGCACAAAAAUAACUGCCCUUCAGGCCGCAUAUGUACAACGUUAUAUACAAACCCAAAUCCAGGCACUAACAACUUCCAACACAAGGCUUCAAGUCUCUGAUGGUAACAUCCUCAAAGAAAGCAAGAGGCAGUUCAGGUGAAACAGGCAUGGUUGCAACACACUUGAACUGUAGAACGCAAGAGAAUCAGAUAUUAGCCAUAUAUAAAUGUCGUUGUUAAGUCUAUGUUAUAUUAUUUUUAAUGAUGAUUUUUUUAACCUUAUGUUGCUUGUAUUUAUUUCUAACAGCUUCAAGAACGUUCCCUCUUCUGCUUAGAUACAAGUCAUGAAUGAUACCCACACAUUGUUGCA
Brassica napus (rape) is the source of this 3035-nucleotide messenger RNA. RefSeq names its product metal transporter Nramp2-like. The coding region runs from base 1425 to 2684 and encodes 419 amino acids. Gene Ontology annotation, molecular function: cadmium ion transmembrane transporter activity; manganese ion transmembrane transporter activity. Gene Ontology annotation, biological process: metal ion transport. Gene Ontology annotation, cellular component: membrane. The record is from RefSeq and is a predicted model, not a curated record. The transcript is spliced from 5 exons. NCBI's taxonomy places the organism in Eukaryota, Viridiplantae, Streptophyta, Magnoliopsida, Brassicales, Brassicaceae.